This is a messenger RNA of Cetraspora pellucida, 2391 nucleotides long. Lineage: Eukaryota; Fungi; Glomeromycota; Glomeromycetes; Diversisporales; Gigasporaceae. The record is from the annotation of a GenBank genome assembly.
AUGAGUUAUGUUGGGCAAGAAGAACAGUCCGCUACGAUUACGAUUACGGGAAUGUAUUCCCAAUUAGCGAUCAAUACCGCCUUAGGUUUUGGAACUCUAAUAAUAUUUGGAUUUCUUAGACCUAGGAAUGGGAUUGUAUAUGCACCAAAACAAAAAUAUUCUCCAGAAAAAAAACAACCACCAAAGCUUAAAUCAGGCCUUUUCUCUUGGAUUAAACCAGUAAUCAGUGUAUCAGAAUCACAGUUAAUAGAAAAAAUUGGUCUAGAUGCUUUACAAUGGUUUUGGAUUCAUGCUGUUUUCACUUGGAUAUUUUCUGCCCUUAUAUAUUGGCUCGUUUAUAAACAAUAUAGGGAUUAUGCUGAAUUAAAAAUGAAUUAUUUCGAAUCUGAUGAAUAUCAAACUUCUUUACAUUCAAGAACAUUAUUGGUCACCAACGUUCCACACUCUAUGCAAUCUGAUCAAGGUUUAUUAAAGCUUAUGGACUCCUUCAAUGUCAAAUAUCCAAUUUCACAAGCACAUAUAGCUAGAAAAGUAGGGAAAUUGCCUGAAUUACUCAAGAAGCAUGAAGUUGCUGUUCGGAAAUUGGAAUCAGUUUUAGUUAAAUACCUGAAUGAUCCGGAAAAUCUUCCAGAAGCACGACCGACCCAUCACAUUGAAGGUUUAUGCGGGCCUUCUAUUGAUAGCAUUGAAUGUUAUACUCAAGAAAUUCAGUCCCUUGAAAAUCAAAUAUUUGAAUGUCGUAAUGCGAUAUCGGAUAGAAAGCCAUUAAACUAUGGUUUUGUUUCUUUUAUUAACAUUCCUGAUGCCCAUAAGGUUGCCAAAGACCUUAGAGAUAAAUCAAUUAUUCAACGAACUCAACAUGUUGUUACUCCAAAAGUAAUGCUUGCUCCAUUACCAAAAGAUAUUAUAUGGAGUAAUUUAUCAAUAUCUGAUGCUAUCAGAGGACCAAAGAUACUUAUUGGUCAUGCUCUUUUCAUCGUACUAUGUUUUUUCUGGCUUGUUCCUAUAACUUUUAUAAUUACUUUGGCUCGAAUUAAAAACAUUGAAUACCUUCUUCCCUUUACAAAGGGUUUAAGUAAAAAUGGGGUUUUCUCUGGUGUAUUGGAAGCUUGGAUGAGCCCAAUUAUAAUGGCCGUAUUUUUCCUUAUAUUACCAUCUAUUCUUCGUCAACUUGCUAAACAACAAGGAAAAAUAACUAGAUCUUCACUUGAUCGGUCUACGCUCGGAAAAUUGUAUUUGUUUUUUAUGAUAAAUAGUAUUAUUAUUUAUACUUGCGCUUCAACAAUCGUUGGUGUAUGGACAGAAAUCAGGAUAAAGAUUGAUGAAGGUGAUGCGAACUUGAGAGAUAUUUAUAAUGUAAUCAAAAAAUCCAAUUUCUUUGAUGAAAUUGCGGAUUCGAUGAUCAAAGUUUCCACUUUUUGGAUCAAUUAUAUUUCUUUACGUGGUGUUGGAGCAAUAAUUGACUUGGCACAAGUUGCUUCCUUGAUGAUGAAGUUUAUAAAAAGAAGAUUCGUUAAACCUACUCCUCGAAAUCUUAAAGAAUUCUCACGUCCUCCGGACUUUGAUUAUCCUGAAUAUUAUAAUCUUCAUCUGUUUUUCUUUACCAUUGGAAUUCUUUAUAGUGUUAUUUCGCCUUUGAUCCUAUUCUUUUGUUUUGCUUAUUUUGCAUUGGCCUAUCUAAUAUAUCGUUAUCAAUUAAUGUAUGUUUUUACAACAAAAAUUGAAACGGCAGGAUCAUUUUGGCGAUUGAUUUUCAAUCGCAUUGUUUUCUCAACAAUUUUUUGGCAAAUUACGAUGAUUGGAGUGAUGAAUUUAAAAGAUGCCAGAAUUCAAUCUUUUGCUAUUCUACCACUUCCAUGUUUAACGGUAUUAUUUAAAGUGUUUUGUCAUCGUCAAUUUGACCAAAAAAUUCGAUAUUAUACACCCAGAGAAGCAUAUUUAGAAAGUUGUAAAACGAAUGACAGUAGAGAUCUCGAUCAUUUGCGUGAAAAAGUUUCCACAAGAUUUGGUCAUCCAUCAUUAACAGCUGAAAUAAUUACACCAAUGGUUCAUUCAAAUGCUAAAGACGCAUUAAGUAAGGUUUAUCGUGGACGAGUAAGUGAAACAAAAGAGAAUCGACGAGGGACUAUAAAAUCAAUGUCAAUGUUUGUCGACGGAAAUAAUGCAUUAAAGAUUCAAACAGUGGAAGAAAGUGAAUUGGAAGUUGAUGAAGAUGCAUAUCUUGACGAGCAGAAUCCAGGAUAUUACACAAAUUAUGAUGAACCACAAUUAGAUUCAUUACCUCAGAAUCAACAUCCAUCAGUUUCAACAGGUUAUGAUGCAUAUUAUUCACCUCCACCACCAUAUGUCAAAUUAGAUCAUAUGGAGUCACAAAAUUAUAGAUCAGAAUAA